GUAGUUAAAACAUAGAAACACAGAGUUGGGUCAGUGUGACAGGAGCAAAUAUUGGAGUGUUAUAUUUACCAAAUAUUGUACUUAUGUAAUUCUGCCAAUUGCACAUAACAUUUUAAACAUAUUUUAAAUGUAAUCUGAGUCAUUUAUAUAUGGGCCACACACACUCCUAGUCCCAGUGUAUUGUUCAGUUAUCUAUCUUAGCUCAUAUUAUUCAGUAACUACUUUGAUUUAUUCGGAAACUACAAUGAAGCUAACGGGAAAGGUAAGUAGUUACGAAAGUGAGGAAUGUACUUCGUGACCUGACAAUGGGCACUGGCAGUGUAAAUAGUUAAAUUGCGUAGGAGAUAAAAUUGUGAUUUUUAACUCCUAUUUCUUGGGAACUCUUUCCUUACUUGGGCACAAAGAUACACGCUCCUAUGUAAACACCCACAAACACAUACACACACUCUUCUGUGAUGUGUUUUCUCCUCCAUGUAACUGGGAUUAGCAGUGAGCAAAGAUUAAGCAAAUUAAUGGUGAAGCCAUUGCCCAAAAUAACUCUCAGUCUCCAUCGACCAGCUGCACUCCACCGACCAACAUGAGAGAGCAGUUAAACACCUUUCAGCUCAAUAUGGGAAACUUGGCCACAUUUACAGUGAGAUUAUGAAUGACACUUCAGCAUUGCAGAAGGCUGCACUACAGGAACAGUCUCCUGGCACUGGUCAUACCUUGGUACCAUCACGCCAGCCAUACAUGAGUGAGCCUUUUGCCUCAAGGCGUGUGUGUUUCUAUAAAAGCGGAGAUGCCCAGUUUAGUGGUUUGCCUGUGGUCAUCAACAACCGCACCUUCAAGACCUUUGAGGCAUUGUUAGACAACCUGUCCAAGCGUGUUCCACUGCCGUUUGGAGUCCGCACUAUUACAACACCACGUGGCCAGACAGCAGUCCGUUCUCUUGCUCAGCUUCACCACGGCCAUUCGUACAUCUGCUCGGAUAAACGCACUGUCAAGCCCAUCGACUUGGAGCAAGCACGGCGCAAACCACCACCAUGGUACCAUGCCAGCCCUGUCAGCAACAGGCGCCUGAGAGAGAGACGGAGUCCUGGCCCACGCAAUACAAGAAGAAAAGAGCAUGCUGCCUUACUGCACACCCCAAAGCGGCUGGUGGUUUUCCGCAAUGGAGAUCCAGAAGUCAAGCAUACAUUUUUGCUGCAGAAGAGGACCACACAUUCGUUUGAGGCACUGCUUGAUCAUAUAUCUGAAGUCAUGUGCUUCCCUGUGCGCAGGUUACACACACCAGAUGGAAGGAGGGUGGAUGGACUUCCUGCUCUGAUCUUGUGUUUGGGUGUAUUGGUAGCUGCUGGUCGUGAGCCUUUCAGAAAAGGAAACUAUGAUGUUCAAAAGCCCUUUGCUCCAACUUGGCUGCCAGCAAAAAGUGUAGGAAGGCUGCAUCCUGUGACCAGAAAAAAGAAAUCUGUGACUAGCAGCACCAAAUCUCGGCCUUUCUCACCAUCUUCAGAGCGUUACAUUGUAAAUCAGUUACACAACGGUUUUGCAGAAAGUGCAUAUGACCCCACUGGUUCUGUAGAAAUGGAGACUGGUCAACUACUGGAUUCUGUUGCAGGGACGGAUACAGUCACCUGCAUGGAUGGUGACACUAAUGAAUACAUUUGCAUGCCCACUGAUGAUGACAUUGAGAAAUCUUUUCGAGUCAAUCAAGAUGGCAGCAUGACUGUAGAGAUGAAGGUGCGCUUGACUAUUAAAGAGGAGGAAACUGUUCAUUGGACAACGACACUCAGUCGGCAAAGUGUUACAAGUCAAAUGAAAUGUGGCUUGGAUUCAUAUUCUGAUCUGGGUGUAGCUUUAGCUGACAAGAUUGCCUCUGAUGUUGACACUGAUGCCUCAGCAAUCCAAAGGUGUCCUGAAGAAUAUAGCAAUGUCUCUACUAAUGAAUGUCUUCAGGCACUGUAUAAAGAGAUGAUGGAAGGUAGGGCAGAGGAAAGCAUCAGAAUAAAAGAGACCCUGCAGCCACUUCAAGAACAAAAACAAAUAUCUGUUGAAACCGAGAGCCAUGAUACUGUGCAAAGAUUGGACACCUCUAGGGAAAAGGCAAGCAGUGAGCAGGAGCACCACCUGGUAAGGCAGUGCAAUAAACGCCCAGUACCUAAACCUCGUAGCACAGGCACCUCACAAUUGCAGGCUAGUUCGUAUAAAUCUGCAGAGAAUCUGCAAAUACAGGACAGUGGGCAGGAGACAGUGCUUCACAUCUAUGAGCAGCAGAUUUGUCAGAAGAGUUUCCUUGCCAAUACACAAUUCUAUGAUCAGGGGAUAUGCACAUGCGAUACUGUACUUUCUGCACCCCUUGACAUGGUUCCCUCUUCUAGUAAAGACUUUGAUUCUGAGCCCAGACCCGCCACUGUUUAUAGGUCUCUCCAAAGACAGGAAACAUUCUUCCCUUCACUGGCGCUCCAAACAUCAUGUGAACAAAAUAACCCUCCAGAGAUCAAAAACAAAAAGUCAAAAAUGCAUACUCCUCUAACUGAAUCUUUUAAAACAUCAGCUCCUAGAAUGAUCUCAAUAGCAGAUACUAGCAAGAAAAGAAAGAAAGUAAGAGUUAUUGUGAAAAAGAGUCAUAUUUUCCAUAUUGCCAAUCAUGAAUAUAGGAGAAACGAUAACAAAAUUGACAUUCUGAAAGAGAUAAAGAAAAUAAGAGCUGCUAUCUUUAACCAAGCUGGAGUUUUGCGAGGUGUGACUGAACAGUACAGAGCCAAAUCUGUCAAGAAAUUAUUAAAAGGUAAAAGAACAAAUCUACCUAUUAGUCAUAAAAGUGUUUCUUCCACAUUACACAAGACUUUUCACAUGCAAAUUCAAAGUCCAAAUGAAUUUUCCGCAAAAGACCACUGUACCAAUGACAAGAAUCCUGCCACAGCAGACAUAUACCAGGGGAAACUAAGUGAAAGUUUUACCUCACAGAAUAAACAUUUACUUAAUGUGUCAACCAAUAAAUGUACCCUAACACGGCAAACAUCAAUGCAAGAAGAGCAAGAGACAGAGGAGCAAGAGACACAAGAGUUUAAAGAAAGCAACUCCAUUCCUACCGUGCAUUACUCUUCCCCAGUCUUAAAUGAACAUGUAGAACUCUGGCUACAGAAGAGUGAAACAGAACCACCUCCUGACCAGGAACAGGUGCCACCACCUAAGUCUUCACAGGAGUUAAAGAUAACUUGUGAGACUCCAGGUGCUAGACUGGCAUCAAAGAAGAAUUUAACACCUCCUAUUCCACUAGAUAGUAGUCCCAGAAACAUGCCAAACUUGUCAAGGAAAGAGCAGUUCAGUUCCUCCUCAAAAAGAAUCAUAUUGCCCAGAGGUUCUGCCCAAGAAAGUUCAUCCCUAUCCCAAAUCAACACACUGAAAGGAGACACAAAGUCAUCACAAAGUAACAGUUCAGUGAACAUGCCUCUACCAAUGACUCUCCCUCUGAGAAAUAAUCACUGGAAAAGAAUGUCUUCAGAAGAUAAUUCAUCACCUAAUGAAAAUUCAUUUAGCAAAAGUGCCCAUAAUGUUUCACAAGAAAACACGCAAUUGUCAAGAAAUAUGUCUUUAAAUGAUGCACAAAUGACUAGUUAUACUAUUAUAGAUAAUAAUUUAGCCACAUGUGAAAACUUAUCUUCAAAACAAGAAAUAAAGCAACUUCCCCACUAUGUGAAAAAAGAUAAUAACACAGAUGAGUCCUUGGGUAACGCAUUCGGAUGUGCAAACAACCAUGUGAAACCAACAUCUCUAACUAGAGAUCCUUCUUCAGAAAAGACUCUGUCCAGCCAACACUCCAUAGACCAAAUACCCAAAAACAACACUUUGUCGAAGGCAUCACUAUUCAGCAAUCAACGUGUGGAGAAAACAGGCCUUUCUAUGAAUGCAACAUUUUACAAAAAGCCUGGACAUUCAGGUAUGAUCAAAGUAUCUAAAUCUACAAUCACACAGGGAUUAGUAGGGUCAUGUGAAAAUGAUAAAUGUAGAUCUUUAAGUCCACUUUCAGAGAAAGAAAUGCCAGUUUUCCCAACAGAAAAAUCAUACACAGUCAAAAUGGCAGUAAGGCCUGAUAUGAGGCACAUUCUAGAUGAGCUCUGCCAUUCCAUUAAUUCACUCCGUGAAGCAGCACAGCACAAGCAGCGGUCCUGUUUGGAGAAAUCCAAUAGCAUGCCGGACUUUUCCUCACACUUGGCCUCUACUUUUGGUUCCUCAUCACGAGUGCUCCUAGCAUUCCUUUCAGUCAUGACUUUGAGGGAUGGUCUCAAGAACCUGAAUGCGUUCUGCCAAGGAGAGAACAGUCUGAGUUGCUCAGAGGCUUUGCUUAUGCUUCAGUCUCUUAAGGAGGUGGCAGCUAUUGAGGAUGCAGAGCAGCUGAGAGCCAGCUUAAAUGCUCUGCAGAAAUCAGCAUCUAAUCAAUUGCUGCAGAGCUGGAAAGGUUUCCAACAACUGAGCAAUACAUCCAUUAGUUCCAGUAUCACACCAGAGUGGGGUGGUUCUUACAGUGUGUCAAGCUCUGAGGAGGAGGUAAUUCAAGGGCUCAUGGAAGAACUAGGUGUUCCAGACAGAGUUAGAGAAGAGUUGGCAGCUCUCCACACCCAAGAAAAGGAGAGCGUCAGAGGCAAUCAGGGUGAGAGAUUAGAAGAGCUGUGUGAGUCACUCCCUGAGAAAAAGGUAAAUAGAUAUACAGAAUCAGGGUUAAGGGAAGAAACAAUCAGGUUUCCUGACCGUGUGUUUGAAGAUAUAAACACAUAUGUUAAAUUUGUCCUUGAAAAAGCAGUUUAUGCACACAGCAAUUCAGAGGUAUUUAUGGCAAAUUCAUUGCUUGGCACUGAAAAAGAAAUCAAAGUGGUAACUCAUGAACAGGAAAGAAAUUCCUGUCCCACAGAGAGAAUACAACAGGCUGACUACGUACUACGCUCUAACAUCUGUGAAAACAUCUUGGAAGAAGAGCAACAAAGAACUGAGGAGAAAGAUAUAAGACAUAAAGGGAAACAGGAAAUAUAUUCAAAGCAGGAAAUAAAUAUGAAAGAGAUCAAAGACAGAGCAGUGUGUGAACAGAGUAGAGUGACCCAAGGAAGAAUUAUAUCUAAGGAUGACAGUGUAGAGGAAGAUUACAUUAUGGAGACUGAUCCUAAAUAUUCUCCGCCACUAAACAGCAAUGAAGAACUGGAGGAAUCGAAAGACCUGAUGGAUGCAAGUGAAAUGGAUAAUGGUAGAAUUACUGAAGUGGACCACAAAUCAUCAGAGUCAAGUAAGAGUAAAGAAGGCCUGACCACCUCUGAAGAGGCGAAAUCCAGCUUAGAAGAAGAUAGCUGUGAAGAAGAACAUAUGAACUUUUCUGAAGAUCAGGUCAGUGAUAAAGAACAUCUUCAAAUAAAUCUGGCAAGUGGUUUACAACAGAAAUAUUCCAUGAUUGAGCCCCAAGCAAAAUGGCAAAGUGAAGGAAUGGUGAGUCAAGCACACAUGCAGUUAUCCAGUAAAACAGAGAGUGUGAAGAACAACACUGGACAACCUGAAAUGCAAACUACUUUGCUUGCUGUUUGUCUAGAACAUGAGACAGGACAGCAAACAGAGAAGAUUUAUUCUGAGGAGCAGCAGGUGGUUGUGGAGGUACCAGAAUGCUACACAGUUCAACAAGAAAAUAUUGAUAAUCAAAAGGAAUGUAGCCCCAAAGAGGCUGUAGUGUGUGAGAUUAAGACAGCACAGGCUAAAAAUAAGCAUAGUUCAAUAGCAGAGCUCAUCAGUAACCUGGAAACAUGUGCACAAAGGCCUAGCAGUAAACCUGGGAAGUCUGUGCACAGAUUUGUGGAUCAUACUGAGGUAUCAGACCCAGGUAACGUAAAUAAUAUUUCUUUAACAGGUAAGCUCACAGACACAACCUCACAAUCCCACUCAUCUUCGUUAGCAUUUAGCUAUGAUUCCCAAAGCAGCUCUUUAGCACAAGAGUCAGAAAGAAGCGUUCAGGCUACCAGAGUGAAGUUCAUCAGGGAUAUGUUUCUUGCUAAGAGCCAAACUAGAACCCAGAAUGGGCAGAGACAUGUACAUAGUCCAAAUUCUGAUCUGUCUGAUUCCCAGCAAGAAUCCACAGACAGUGGGGGAAACUGGUCACAAGAGACAUCCAGUGGGGAGGAUGACGCAAGUCGGUUAGCCAUUGCCAAGGGUUUUGUCAGGAGAACCAUUGAGAGGCUCUAUGGAAGAGGUAAUUCAAGUAGUGUAGGUGCAGAUAAUAUAAGAUCCCCAUCUGCCUUGAAUGCCAAGCAAAGAGAAGGUCCUGGAAGAGCCAAUGUAUCUAGUCUGGCCUCCUACCAUGAAGCUCGCACUCGAGUAAUGACUGACUUAUCAUACUUCAGUGCCACAAAUGCAUCUGAUAUCUUUAAUGCGCCAACUGAUUGCAUCACCCUGAAUGAACAGGUGGGAUCUGGAGAUGCUAAUCUUAGUGACACAGGGAACUGGUCACUUGCAGAGAAACAAAUUUGUGAAUCCUCUCCAGAACUCCAGGAAGGGCACCGAAAAGGGAAAAACAACAAAACCAUAUCAGUUGACCGUGAGCAACAUUCUGGGCAGGAAGACUCUCUUCAUGGGACUCUGCCUUCCACUAAGCUCGAGAAGUGGCCUGGGUCAUCAGGAUCAAAGUUUACUUAUUUCAACCUUCCAAAUGCAAGUGACUCAGAUCUGGAACCAGAAGAAAAAAGGGAAGUUAAAGUGGCCCCUGCAACACAGAUACAUAAAACCAUGGCUGAAAGAAACAGCUUUCUACCUGCCUUCAGCCCACCAGUCUUAAAGAAAGCAGAUAAUAAGGUGCACCCACUGACAGAAGCUACAAUACCUACUGUGGUUACCCAGCCAGUCAAAGGACAGACCGCACAAAUAGGUGUAAUAAAGCAAUCUGCAGAACCUGAUGCCCUUGACGCACUGUUUGUAUUUUGUGGGCAACACUGCCCCAUACUGUAAACUAUAUAUUUAGCAAUCCACAUUGCUGCAGUAGUAAUACUCGAAUAUAUAACAAACUCCAAUAUUCAUGAUGACCUAAGCUGCCUUACGUUCCUUGUUAGCAUAAUGGUUUUUGAAAGGCAACAGUUCCUGGAGGUGCUGAAAAUGAUCAUGUGCACCACCUUGAUUUAUGAAGCACAUCUGUUGGUUACUGAUUAGCACUUAAGGUGACAGAACAUGAAUAAUUUAGUGCCUAAUCUCUCAUCAUAAUGCCGAACUGUCAGUUGUUCAGUGCUUGUGUUCAUACCUUUUUUAAUGAAAAAAAAAGGAAUUGUAAUUAAUUCAAUACAUGGAAAAAAAAUUUAUGUUUUAUAUGUCUUCCUUAUGGAAAUUUGCCCAGUGACUUGUUGGUGAUGCUAAAGAGAUGUAACAUGAGCGUGUUUGUUUACAUCAUGACUGCAUCAUCUUUGUCUGAGGCAGGGUAAAGAAAUGCUUGUUUGGCAACGUGAAUGCUGCCCUGUGCAUUAUGGUAAUCUCAUUUUGACAAAAUACAAAAUGUCACAGACAUUAGCUCUAGCUCCCAAAAUGAGACCCAUAUGUGGAUGAUAUAAAACAAUAACAAUAGCAGAAAACUAUAACAAUAACAACAAUAACUGCUAAUUAUAUUUAUACAGACUAUUAAUGCCAGUUGUGAGAAUACUGUGUUAAAACACACCAUUUGAUAUUGGCUUAAUAUUCAUUUAAUUAAUUUGUGUACAUUCAGUGUAUAUACUGCAUUUACUAGUUUUUGGUUAGACACUGUUGGAGACUUGGUUGAUGUGUUUGCAAAAUACUGUAUUUUCUAAUCAAUAAAGUCUAUAUGUUCAUAUAUCCUGAGAUAUACCCUGCAAUAAAAUACUGUGGAGGAAGUUGGAAAAAGACACCAAAAACACUUCUUCCAAAGUCUAAAUUCAAUGGUGUAAGGUCAAUGGCGGCUGACUUUCUUUCUCUCAGCUGUAGUAUAAGUAUGUUUAAUUAAAGUUUCAAUGUUUAUUCUUGUCUGUCCUAGAAAUUUGUACCGCUAGAUGGCAGCAUGAAACUUCUAAUUUCUUCUGCAGUGAUACUGAUAGAUAGCACAUUUUGCUAUACUGUAAAUAAACUCAUAAACUCCCUCAUCAGUCUGAGGCCUCUGCUGCCUUAGGCUCUGUGAAUCAUUCCUUCACUUCUUUCAAAAUAAAAUGGACUCAGUCUUUUUUGUACCAACAUA
Pangasianodon hypophthalmus (striped catfish) is the source of this 8182-nucleotide messenger RNA. RefSeq names its product oxygen-regulated protein 1. Gene Ontology annotation, cellular component: axoneme. Lineage: Eukaryota; Metazoa; Chordata; Actinopteri; Siluriformes; Pangasiidae. The record is from RefSeq and is a predicted model, not a curated record. Gene Ontology annotation, biological process: retina development in camera-type eye; axoneme assembly; photoreceptor cell development. The transcript is spliced from 4 exons. Bases 643 to 6957 code for a protein of 2104 amino acids.